AUGAGGAGGACUUGUCUAGACGGUGAUAAGAACUGCCACCUGUGGACCGCAGUGGACCUGGCCUUCUUUGUCCUGAUGGGUGUGGUUGGUGGCCUGCUGGGGGCGCUCUUCAACUGCAUGAACAAGUGUCUGGCCAAGUAUCGCAUGAGACAUGUUCACCCCAAGGCCAGGUUCUUCAGAGUACUCGAGAGUCUGCUGGUUGCCAUGGUGACAACAGUUGUGAUAUUUGCCGCUUCCAUUUUGUUGGGCGAAUGUCGGGACCUGACCUCCCCCACCACCCACAACACCACGCUGGCCAACAGUGAGGAGAUCAACUCAACCAUUCGCCAGUUCUUCUGCUCCAACAAGACCUACAACGACAUGGCCACUCUGUUCUUCAACCCCCAGGAGGCUGCCAUCCACCAGCUCUUCCACCAGGACGGGACCUUCAGUCCGGUGACCCUGUCGGUGUUCUUCCUGCUCUACUUCCUGUUGGCCUGCUGGACCUAUGGCGUGUCCGUCCCCAGUGGGCUCUUCGUCCCGUCGCUUCUCUGCGGGGCGGCGUUCGGACGUCUCGUCGCAAACAUCCUCAAAGUGAAACUGGGGAUGGACAUUUACUCCGGGACCUUCGCUCUGAUCGGCGCUGCCGCUUUCCUCGGGGGAGUGGUCCGGAUGACCAUCAGCCUCACCGUCAUCCUCAUCGAGUCCACCAAUGAAAUCACGUACGGGCUGCCCAUCAUGAUCACGCUGAUGGUUGCGAAGUGGACCGGAGACUUCUUCAAUAAGGGCAUCUAUGACAUCCACAUCCAGCUGAAAGGGGUCCCCCUGCUGGACUGGGAGACUGAGGUUGAAAUGGACAAGCUGACAGCCAGCGACAUCAUGGAGCCCAACCUGACCUACGUGUACCCCCACACCCGAGUUCAGUCCUUGGUCAGCAUCCUCCGAACCACCGUGUACCACGCCUUUCCCGUGGUCACAGAGAACCGGCAGAAUGAGCGAGACUUCAUGAAGGGCAACAUCCUGAUCAGCAACAACAUCCACUUCAAACGGUCCAACAUCGUGUCCCGUGCGGGGGAGCAGCGGCGGCGGUGCCAGUCGAUGAAGUCGUACCCGUCCAGCGAGCUGAGGAACGUUUGUGAUGAGCAGGUCGCCGCCGUGGAGCCGGCGGAGGAGGGCGAGGACCUGCUCCAGCAGAUGUUGGAGAGAAGGCAUGCUCCAUACCCAAACCUGUACCCGGAUCAGUCUCCCAGUGAGGAGUGGACCAUGGAGGAGCGGUUCAGACCACUUACCUUCCACGGCCUCAUCCUCCGCUCCCAGCUGGUCAACUUGCUCAUCAGAGGGGUCUGCUACUCCGAGAACCAGUCGAGUGCCACUCAGCCCCGGUUGUCGUAUGCAGAAAUGACAGAAGAUUACCCACGUUACCCAGACAUCCAUGAAGUGGACCUCACCCUGCUCAACCCCCUCAUGAUAGUGGAUGUCACCCCCUACAUGAACACAAGUCCCUACACGGUUUCACCCAACACCCGGAUCUCCCAGGUCUUCAACCUGUUCCGGACUAUGGGUCUCCGACACCUACCGGUGGUCAAUGCUGUCGGCGAGAUCGUUGGAAUAAUCACGAGGCAUAAUUUAACCCACGAGCUCCUGGCGGCCAAACUGCGACAGCAUUGCAUCACCAUCUGA
This is a messenger RNA of Nematolebias whitei (Rio pearlfish), 1659 nucleotides long. Its product is annotated as chloride transport protein 6. The record is from RefSeq and is a predicted model, not a curated record. The coding region runs from base 1 to 1659 and encodes 552 amino acids. NCBI's taxonomy places the organism in Eukaryota, Metazoa, Chordata, Actinopteri, Cyprinodontiformes, Rivulidae. The transcript is spliced from 13 exons. Gene Ontology annotation, molecular function: voltage-gated chloride channel activity. Gene Ontology annotation, biological process: chloride transport; transmembrane transport. Gene Ontology annotation, cellular component: lysosomal membrane; intracellular membrane-bounded organelle.